Molecule: messenger RNA, 6807 nt
Organism: Stegostoma tigrinum
Lineage: Eukaryota; Metazoa; Chordata; Chondrichthyes; Orectolobiformes; Stegostomatidae
Gene: jmy
Product: junction mediating and regulatory protein, p53 cofactor
Exons: 10
Coding region: 614-3406 (930 amino acids)
Biological process (GO): positive regulation of apoptotic process; intrinsic apoptotic signaling pathway by p53 class mediator; Arp2/3 complex-mediated actin nucleation
Cellular component (GO): nucleus; cytoplasm
Molecular function (GO): actin binding; transcription coactivator activity; Arp2/3 complex binding
Source: RefSeq, a predicted model, not a curated record
AGUUUGGUGGGGCGGGGGAACGGUUUUGUGACGCGACCUACUGUCUCCCUACGCCCCUUUUACUCCGGGCGCCAUUCACAAGUCGCCCGCGAGGCUGUUAGAAGUCGGGCGUGAGGAGAAGGAGGGGGAAUCUGCAAUCGAACGGCGCGGCAACGUUCCAUUGGCGGCUCGAGGUUGCCGGGGUUGUACGUCGUCGCGAGCGUUGCCGCGUCCGUUUGUAAACAGAUGCUGACACGUGAUGUGAGGAGUCCGCAUUGUCUCGGAGAUCUUUCUGGAGAAGCGGCAGGAGGAGGAGGAUAGGAAGAGUCGGGGAGAAGAAUUAAAGAGUUCGUGUCGACCCCGAGCAGCAGGGGGACGAGAUCUAAGGCUACUUUCAGCAACAGUUAUUAGCAACGGGCGACUACCCGCCGGUCUGGAUGGUGGGACAGUUGCGGCUGAGGGGGCAGGCGGCAGUGGAGGAGGAGGAGGUGCAGGAGGAAUGGUGUGAGCCAAGAUGGCUGGUCCAGCUCUGAACUUGUAACGGAUGGUGUGGCCGCAAUUGUCUCCUGGCGUGGGGAGAUAUUCUCCUUAUUUUCCAUCGUCCCUUAUCUUGGGUGGGUAGAGAGCGUAGACGAUGUCAUUCGCCGUGGAAGACAACUUGGAGUCGGACUGGGUGGCUGUGAGACCCCACGCCUUCGACGAGAAGGAAAAACACAAGUUUGUUUUCAUCGUGGCGUGGAACGAAGUGGAAGGGAAGUUUGCCAUAACCUGCCACAACAGGACGGUCCAGAGGAAGAGGAUUGGAGCGAGGGACCAGCGAUUAAGGCGGGAGGGAGAGGAAGAUGAGGAGGGGGCCCAGGGACCCCAGGCCGGGAGCUCAGUUCGAGGGCAUGCUGGGGUCAAGAGUCCGGCCCGGAGUGGAACGGCUAGUUUCAGAAGUCCAGCCCGAAGACGCACCAGCAUCAAGAGCCCAGCAGCAAGGGAAAUCGGAGUAAGGAGUCCACCUCAAGAAGAACCGGGGCUCUCUGCGGUUCCUUUGGGCGAUACAAGAUCGAUGGUUUGCCAUGUAAGUGAGGCAGAUAUUUCAGGCCCGGAUCAAGAUACUGUUCAUCUCCAAGAUUCUGCCAAGGCAGCCGAUGGGGAUCAGGACCAGGAGAAGGAUAUUGUGAUACCCGAUGAUUGUAGCUGGGCUGGACUGUUCUCCUUCCAGGAUUUGAGAUCCAUUCAUCAGCAACUUUGCGCCGUGAAUUCGGAGUUAGAACCUUGUUUGCCAGUAUUUCCUGAAGAACCGUCGGGGAUGUGGUCAGUGCUCUUUGGUGCAUCUGAAGUGAUUGAUGGAGAGAUGGACUCGCUGUGCUUACAACUUCAAGUUUACCUUGGCCAUGCUCUGGAUGUCUGUGGAUGGAAAAUUCUUUCUCAUCUCCUGUUCACUGAAAACGAUAACCCGGAUGAAUAUUAUGAGAGCUUGAGUGAGCUGAGGCAGAAAGGCUAUGAAGAGGUAUUGCAGAGAGCCAAAAAGCGAUUGCAGGAGCUUUUGGAGAAACACAAGACCACGGAGAUUAUGGUAGAAUUGCUGGAACUUUACCAGGAGGAAGAUGAUUCUUAUGCUGCUUUAUCUGAAGCAACUACAGAACUCUACCAAUAUCUACUCCAACCGUUUCGAGAUAUGAGAGAAUUGGCUAUGCUGCGACGCCAGCAGAUAAAGAUCUCAAUGGAGAAUGAUUACCUUGGCCCACGUAGAAUUGAGAGUCUGAAGAAAGAAGAUGCUGAUUGGCAAAGGAAAGCCCACAGGGCUGUAUUAUCCAUACAGGAUUUGACAGUAAAGUACUUUGAGAUCACAGCUAAAGCACAGAAAGCUGUGUAUGAUCGGAUGCGUGCUGACCAGAAGAAAUGUGGAAAGGCAGCCUGGUCCGUGGCUGUUGAGAGAAUGGAAAAGCUUCGGUACGCAGUUGCAAAGGAAACACUACAACUGAUGAGAGCAAAAGAGAUCUGUCUGGAACAGAAAAAACGGACACUCCGAGAUGAAAUGCAGAGUCUGCAGAGUGGCACAGAUGCUAUUGCACGGCUGGACCGGCUGGAGGCAGACUAUUACGACAUGCAACUUCAGUUAUAUGAGGUGCAGUUUGAGAUCCUGAAAUGUGAGGAACUACUGUUAACAGCACAACUUGAAAGCAUUAAGAGGCUCAUUGCAGAAAAACGAGAGGAAGUUGUUUACUAUGACACUUACGAAAGCAUGGAAGCAAUGCAAGCAACUGAGGAUAUGGCUGCAUCAGUGAUCCCACAGAAAAUGGAACUGCUGAAGCUUCAGCAGAAGGUUCGGCAACUGGAGGCUCGGCGCAGUCGCAUUUCAGCCAAGAAGGCCUACCUCAGAAACAAGAAGGAAAUCUGUAUUGAAAGCCACAAAGACAAGCUGAAACAACACAAACAAAAUGAAGAGGAGUACAGGAGCCAUCAUGCUAUAAAGCAAAUGCGUAAUCAACAACAAGAGGAAGAGAAAAAGAGUACAUGGGUUAGCCAGGAGCGACAGAAAACAUUGGACAGGCUCCGUAACUUUAAACAGAGGUACCCUGGGCAAGUUGUACUUAAAUCCACAAGACUCCGUUUCACAAAUGUCAGAAGAAAAGAUAAUGCAGGUUCAGUGGCCUAUCUUGGCAAAGACCAAACACACACUCUUCCAGGAAUAUUACAAGUACAACAAACAACUGGGGAAGAAGCUGCACCUGUAAAGGGAGCAAGGUCCACCGUAGCAACCGCAUUGAAAAGCAUCGUACAAGAGGAGGAAUGUGUUUCUUCCCACUCAGGAGAUGAUGCUACCCCUGAAUUGUUGCAACCUGUUUCACGUCCAAUCCCUUCCGUUGAAGAGAUCAGUAAUAUUAAUGUAGUUCUUCCACCACCCCCACCUCCUCUACCCCCUCCACCUCCACCCAUGCCAGUUUGUGAAGAAUUAGCCACUGCUCAGCAACAAAUAGAGAAACCUGUUCAGUCAGGUGACUGCAAAGAAAUAUCACAGCCUGUUAGUUCACCUAUACCUCAGUUAUUUGACAGCAAGCAGCUAUUAAAUGCCAGAAAAAAAUUGAAGAAAACAGCAUCAAGUGAUGAGCUGAAAAAGCAGAGAGUGAGUUCACCGAUGGAUGAAGUUCUAGCUUCUCUGAAGCGAGGCAGCUUCCACUUGAGAAAGGUUGAUCUGCGUUCUCUGCCUCCAUUUCCAAAUCAAGAUGACAGCAAUAAUAUACUUGCACAAAUUAGGAAGGGUGUAAAGUUGAAGAAGGUUCGGAAAGAGGCCCUGAGGGAGUCCUGUAUUGAUUUGCAUGAUGCUGAUCCUCUAACUCGCAGCAUCCACGAAGCUUUAAGGAGAAUUAAAGAGGCAUCACCGGAAUCUGAGGAUGAAGAGGAUGAAGGCUUACCUUACACUGACUGGGAGAAUUAACUCUUAUAGACCAAGGUUAAAAGGCCUGUAUGUUGUAAACAUAACCUUGUCCUUCCUUCCACUGUGCAAUUAAUUGUUCGUGGUCCUGUGGCAGAGCUGGUGGUCAGUGAGUGGUAGACAGGUAUUUCCCUUGAAGCCGUGCCUAAAAUGAAAUAUUUUAGUUUCUAAACUAAGUAUGUGUACUAAAUAAUGUUUAACAUUUCCAAAAGCCCUCUUCACAAGUUGAUGAAAGGUGACAUUACUCAAAAUAAUUUUUUUGUGAUUAUGGUAGACUAUCACAGUAAAUUUUAUUCAGAUCCCAAUUAAACAUAAUCAGCAUGAAGAUUUUACUGUUAGCAUCUGAUAUGUUCAUUGAGCAUGCUAAAGAAAAUAUAAUAUAAUUAAAACACCUCCAAUUUUCCUUCUGUACAAAUGAUGGAGAGUACAGUUUGACCUUAAAACAUGGCCUAACUGUAAAUUUAUCCUCAAAGGCACCAUCCACUAAAUGAACUUUUCUUCAAACUCUAAAAAACAUAUCUGUACACCCAGCAGCACUUUGGAAGAGUCCUGAUGCCUUAAUAAAUGGACACAAAGUAUACAUGCAAGUUAGUUUUAGCUGUUUGUUCUAUAAAUUGGAGUCUUUCAUCUUAUGCACUGCAAAGUUACAAGCUUUUUUGCUUUAGCAUAUUUUACUUCAUACCCUGAGGUUGACCUUUGCAAAAGUAUAUUUGUAUGAAUAGCUUACCGUUUGUCAUUAGUUAACUGUGAUUGGUACUUCAAAAUUGUAGAAAUUAAUAAAAUGGGCCAAUUUGGGUAGCCGUUAAAAUGAUCUACUGCGAAGUAAUAGUUUUUACAGAAAUUAAAAUUAUAUAACACUUGAUUUUAAAAGCUAUUUAUAUAGAAAAGUCAUGUAAAUUAAUUCAGAUACUAGGCAGAAUGACUUACAUUUGUUUAAAUUAUCUGUAUGUGCAUGAACAGAUUGCCUUAUGUAUGCAUGAAAGAUAUUUUUAAGGAGUCUCAGUUGAAGUUUUAUUCACAGUAGUGAGUCAAUUUAAUGUUCCCAAGCUUUGUAAAACCUAAGCUUGGUCUUCCCUAGCCACUACAUCUUGAUUUAUGGUUUUGUCUAUGACUUUCAAAAUUGGCCAUGUCCUUUGCUAUGGGCCUCAACCCUUCACCUAGAUUUCUAGGUUUAUACAACAAAAGCAUGGCUUUGAAACAUUCAGCCAUGUGGCUGGAGACAAAAGUGCACUAUGUGGAUAUUUUAAAUGCAGAGUUCUGGUAUACUGUGUGCUAAACUUUGUUACAGAGGAAGAAUGCACUUAAAUCGCACCUAGUAAAGCACUACUCCUUGCAUUGAGUGCUAACCUGUAGUAUCAGUUUUCUUGUUGUAUGUUUAAUUAUCUAAAUGUUUAUUCAGAUGGCUACUUAUUGAUAUUCCUCUUGUUGGUGUAACCCAUUUAUUUGAGGACUGAAGCUAUAGGCAGAUCCCAAAUGAAUGGGGCAAACCUAGGCAUGACCAGAAAGAGUAAAGCUUUUAAAUGGUUAAGAUACAAUACUUCCAGUGUACAUCAGCAUUGCAUUAAGCACAGAAAAAUCUUAAGAGAAUGAAAACCUUUUUUAUCGCCCUAAUUUAAAUGAAUUGAAUUAAAUCAUUUCAGAAAAUGUGUGAAAAUAUAUGUGAAGAAUUUAGAUUCAAUAGGAAUUGCUGGUCUAAAAUUUAGAUUUUAAGUAACAUUGAGAUUUGUAUUUAUUUUAUUUAUUACGUAUGCAUAUCAUAGACUGUAGAACUACUUUGUUGUCAAGGAAGGAAAACUGGGAUCGGUGUUGGGCAAAUUGAAUUCUUUUCAAUUAAAGUUAGGUAGUUUUUUUUCCCUUGAAUUUAGAUUAUCUGGGGAGUUUGAUAUGGACGUUUACAUACCAAUAGUGGUUAAUAAACCAUGAUGUGUGAAGAACAGGAAUCCAACUAAAUUACUGCAGACAUGGUUUGAAAUAUAUUUAUGUUUUUAACAAAGACCUAAUUUCAGAUCAUCUCUGGCUAUAUAAUGGAAGUAUGGUAUUGAAAAUUGCGUGUUUAUCAGUUAUCAGUUUAAUUAGCAUGAACAACCAACUUGGGAAGAAGAAAUAAUCACAAUUUUGUCAGGGCAUUGAAGAGUUACUAUGAAUUCUGAAUUCAAACAAAGUAAGCAUUGUGCCACAUUGUGUAUCUUUUAAUGCACUGAUCAAACAUAUCCAAACUAAAAAUGGAGAAAGUUUAACAAUUUCUGAAACAUGUGGGUAUAAAAAUAUCGGUUGCUUUGAUUAUUAAUUUUGUCUCUAAAGAUAAAGUUAAGUUGUAGCUUCUUACAGGUUUUUAGUUUAUGCUUUUUGACUUUGGCAUUAGUGCUGAGAACUCAUUUCAAGGUUGUUUUGUAAUUUUGACCUUUAUGCACACGAGAGAGUCAUUUGAUCAUUUAGCGUAAAACUGACAUAAAAUUACAAUUAUUUAUUUUCACAAGUAUUCUGUAUGUAGAUUUUCUUGUUAAAUCAAGUUUCAUUUUAUUCAUGACAAAGCCAAUUUAAAUUAUUAGCUCUUAAGUAUUUUAAAAUACUAGACAUUUUAAACUGUUCCUGUCACUACUGUCUUUUUAAAAUAUACAUCUGUAAAAAUGUUCAUUUAAGCCCCUAUCUAGUUACACUCAAGGCAAUCUAUUUUAAAAGCAAACUGACUGACUUCAGACGUGGAUGAUGACUACAUAGGAUUAUUUCCCAAACGAUGAUAUUUUUAAUACUAAAAUAAAUUUGAAAAUGCUUAGUUAGCAGUUUCGGCAAAAACACAACAUUAUGAAAAGACAGCUGCAAGUUGCUUUGCUUGUUCUGUCAACAUGAAUCAUUAUGUUAAGUUUUUUUGCAUGCUUUGUAAUAACAAUCUAGGUUUAGUAGAAGAGUUUGUGCAGUUACCUUGGGUUUAAAAUUUAUGAAAUUAUGUCAAACUUGGGACUUUGAGAAUACUGACAGCUUACAACAUACACGUUGCUUUAGACAGUUCAGGAUGGGUAAUGAAAAGUAAAAGAAGUUAACUUCCAUAAUUAAGCUUUGAUCAUACAUUAAAUCAUUUUAAACAUUUAUCAGGCAUACAUUCAGACUUAACCGUAAUGACUUGCAUAAUGUGGUUUGCAUGUAAUAUUAACCUUGCAAUUGUUAGGUUGCAGUUACAGGUGCUUAUGUAGUUUUUAAACCUUUUGAAGUUUUACAGUGGUGUCGUUCACUUGCAUGAUACUUUCCAGAACAGUAUUCAUUUGGUUUUAAUGUAAAUUAAGCAAGUCUUUUGGAGUUUUUCUUGCUCCUGCAUUGCCCAGCACAGAAUACCUUUUGUAUCAGAGAUAAUGGGAACUGCAGAUGCUGGAGAAUCCAAGAUAAUAAAGUGUGAAGCUGGAUGAACAUAG